AUGAAGUGUUCCGUCUGCUGUAAGUUUGCUCCUAACACCAAGUCUCCCUUUGGCGGUGCUGGAGUCAGUGCAAGGGAUUUUCAGAAGUCGGCGUGCCGCAACCAUGACCAGUCCAAGGUGCACCUCGCGGCCAUGGAAGCUGAACGACUCUCUGAAGGCGCGGAGAUACGCCUUCGGCAGUUCGUAGAGGCUAUGGCAGAGCAUCUGGUGGCCAAGCAGCUCGAGGACAUCAAAGAGUCGGCCUGGUACAGCCUCUCCUUCGAUGAAUCCACAGAUCGCGCGCGUGGAAAGCAUCUCAUCGUGUAUGUCACGUUUGAGAGAGGCGAGGCCGUGGUGUCCCAGUUUCUUGCUCUCCUGUCGCUCGAGCGUUGCGACGCCGCAGCACUGCACGACACGAUCGUGAAGUGUUUGUGGUCGAAGGACAUGUCGCUGGACAAGCUUCUCGGGGUGUCAACGGAUGGUGCAUCCGUGAUGACUGGCGCGAAGAACGGCGUUGUCGCCAUGCUUCGGAAACGUUGCCCGUGGCUGGUGGCGAUUCACUGCGUGGCGCAUCGCGAGGCAUUGGCUGCCAAGGAUGCCGCGAAGAGCUUCAAGGAGUUCAACGUCGUAGAUCAGAUGAUACGCCAGACUGCAGAGCGUCUCGGGCGUUCAUCGACCGAUCACAAGACCUACAUGCAUCUCCAGAACGUCAUUCUGCAGACGCACCUGGAGGUGCAAGGCUUCUGCACCGUCCGUUGGUUGUCUCGCGGGGAUGCUGUGAGUCGCUUCUGUGACGUGCUGCCGGUGCUGAUGUGGAUGUGGACGAAGGAGAAGGGCGAGACGGAGAAACUCGCUACCAGCUUCAAGUUCCACUACAUGCUGUAUCUCCUGGCUGACGUGCUGGCGCUGCUCAACGGACUCAAUCUGUCCUUCCAGAAGCAGACGGUCGACAUUACAGAGGUGUAG
Messenger RNA from Closterium sp. Naga37s-1, 945 nucleotides. The record is from the annotation of a GenBank genome assembly. NCBI's taxonomy places the organism in Eukaryota, Viridiplantae, Streptophyta, Zygnematophyceae, Desmidiales, Closteriaceae.